AACAAACCGACUUUCAAAGGAAGAUAAAUUGCCACUCCUUGCCUAAGAAACUGUACCAUGAAGAUCCAUCUCUUUCUCUUUAUUCUUCUCCUUUGUGUCACAAUUUCACCAGCAAAAUGGAAGCUUCCUGAGUACGGUAGCUUGGAUUUGAGGAGUGAGUGCAGGAUGGGUAAAGGUCACUGCAAAACCCAGUGCUCUGAAAACGAACACAGGAUUGCUUUCUGCAUAAGACCUGGAACUCACUGCUGCAUCUAGAAUUAAAGGAGGUGGAUGAAAAGAUGCACACAACCCAAGAAGAAGAACAAGUCUAAUUAAGUCUUCCCAGGAAAACUUUCAAGAUAUGUGUGUCUCCAUAAAGCAUAAAGAAUGAAAUAAAAUUUAAUCCUGAAUCAUUCA
Mesocricetus auratus (golden hamster) is the source of this 396-nucleotide messenger RNA. RefSeq names its product beta-defensin 17. Gene Ontology annotation, molecular function: chemoattractant activity; CCR6 chemokine receptor binding. Bases 58 to 255 code for a protein of 65 amino acids. The record is from RefSeq and is a predicted model, not a curated record. NCBI's taxonomy places the organism in Eukaryota, Metazoa, Chordata, Mammalia, Rodentia, Cricetidae. The transcript has 2 exons. Gene Ontology annotation, cellular component: extracellular region. Gene Ontology annotation, biological process: cell chemotaxis; defense response to bacterium; innate immune response.